AUGGCUUCGCGAGCGAUUCUGAGAAGGAGGAGAAGUUUCAUCGAUCAAUACGUGAAUAACGUUUUUUCUUCUUCUUCGACUUCGUAUGUUCGUUCUCUGGAGCGUGCUAUAGCUACGACAACUCCUCCGAUUCCUUGUAAGCACGGAAGGACGCCGCAUAGGGACUUGUGCGAUCGAUUUGGAUUAGGAAAAUUCGGGAGUGCAGUUCCGCAUGAGAGAUAUUCGGGAUUCAAUGCGCCUAUAGGUGUGCGGUGGUUGACGCAGUCGGCGGCGGCGGCGAAGAAUCAUGAUCAGGAGAAGAACGAUGAGGCGGUGGCGAAGAAGCGGAAAGAAGCGUCUCCCGAGGAGUGUGAUCAGGCCGUUGAAGGAUUGACCACGGCGAAGGCCAAAGCCAUGGCGAAACGGUCGCAAGAGUCACAGAAGGAAGUUCAAAGCGUUUUAAGGAGAGUUUGGACUGCGUUUUUGGGAAUCGGUCCUGCGUUGCGAGCCGUGGCAUCUAUGAGUAGGUCCGCAUUUAUUGUUCCUUAG
Messenger RNA from Sphenostylis stenocarpa, 528 nucleotides. NCBI's taxonomy places the organism in Eukaryota, Viridiplantae, Streptophyta, Magnoliopsida, Fabales, Fabaceae. The record is from the annotation of a GenBank genome assembly.